Molecule: messenger RNA, 2151 nt
Organism: Cylindrotheca closterium
Lineage: Eukaryota; Bacillariophyta; Bacillariophyceae; Bacillariales; Bacillariaceae
Source: the annotation of a GenBank genome assembly
AUGAAGCGUUCACCACUUCCUUCCGAAACGCUUUCGUUGGCUUCAUUGGCUUUCACAGUUCUAAUAUUGACAGGCGUCAUACUUUGGCACGAUAAUGCUUUGCAAACUACUACUCUUUCAAGGACGGCUCAACCAAACGUCAUCGCCAGGCGUUUCCUUGCUGAUGCGGACGAUGGACACAAAGACGCACCAACGCUGGACGAUGAUCAAAACCGGACCACAACAUGCAAAAAAUACUUGUACAACUUUCUAAACGGGACCACAGAUAGCAAUGACCAAUGCAACGCGUUCUACAGCGCCUACAAAGCUGCGGAUUGCGAGCACGAUACUCACGUAGUGAUCCUCGACGAAGACGACAAGAACAAAACUGACAAAGAAGACGACCUCUUGAUUGAUGACUUUUUUGAGAACUGGGAAUGCUGCGAUAGUAUACAGCAAUUUUAUGAAAGGAACUGUGAACAAACUUCUGAGCUACAUAGUUCUCGAUUACUGGGAAUUAUGCUUGUUAUGCUUGCCUGUACUAUGAUCAAGGCUCUACUGAAGGCUUUUGGUGUGAAUUGGCUUCCAGAUGCGUGUGCUUUCAUUUUGGUUGGUACAAUCGUUGGAGCGCUAGUCCGUGUUGUGAACAAGGGCUUGCUCCAAAAUCGGCAGAGUUUCGACAACGAUUUGUUUUUGCAGAUCUUAUUGCCGCCAAUCAUCUUUCAAGCGGCACUGAGUAUAGAUAAACGUGCCUUUCGAAGAGAUCUCUUUCCUAUCUUGCUUUUUGCUGGUCUCGGAACAGCUUUUUCUGCCGUUGCUAUUGGACUUAUCACUCAUCAUGUCAGUACCUUGGGAUCUGAAGAUACGCUUCCGCUGUUGGAUUCGCUUGUGUUUGGGUCUCUUAUUUCUUCCAUUGAUCCUGUGGCUACUUUGAGUAUUUUAGCUGGCGUUGGGGUCUCUCAAACUGAUACACUCUACACGCUAAUCUUUGGCGAAUCUCUUCUGAACGAUGGUGUUGCCAUUGUUCUGUUCGAAACGUUGGUAGAUCAUCUUGGGGAAGAUGAGGAACUUGGAAAGGAAGCAUAUCAAGAAAUGGCUAAGCAUUUCUUUGUAGUUCUUUUCGGUUCGAUUGCAAUUGGAUUGGCUAUUGGUGCUUGCUGCACCGUUUAUUUCUACGUUCUCCGUGGUCGGCAAACGGCUGUCACUGAAGUUGGUGUUUUUUUCUGUUGGGCUCUAAUUCCCUACUAUGUUGCUGACGGGUUAUCUUGUUCUGGAAUCAUUGCUAUCAUGGUAAUGGGAUUCCUCAUGGACUAUUAUGUGAUUGGCGGAUCUCAUCCACAACAAAAUCCUACAGUGAAUGACUACAUGCCAAUGCAAAACUUCGGGAACGGUGAGGAACGCGCCAUGCCAUUCGGAGGUGGAGAUCGAUGGACCGAUCUUCAGAUUUUCUUCUCUCAGGCAUUCAACGGAGAUGGUCAUAUCCUGUCUAGAUCAAGGACGCAUGUAGGAUUCGUGGCACAUGUAGUUGCUUCAAUCAUGGACACUGCCAUAUUCGCAUACCUCGGUCUCUUCUUGUUUUCUGACAACAAAUGGGAUUUUAGACUCAACCUUACAGCAAUCCUUGGCGUCGUCUCGAGUCGUGGGGUGAUGGUUGGAAUUUUGUCUCUUUUGAUCAACAUUUUCGUGUUCUUUGACGUUGAAAAUAAGCUCAAGCGUUUUUACAGGUCAUUUAGGAGAGUUAAUCUCGCAGAUGACGACGAUUUCACAGAGGGGCACAACAAACCAUAUCUCGACAAGAAAACUCAACUAAUUCUUCUGCUUGCUGGUGUUCGAGGUGCUGUUUCAUUUUCACUAGUGGAGAGCAUUCCGGUCUGGGACCAGGUUACGAAGACAGGAUCAAAGUACAAGGCUGAGCUCAAGGCAAUGACUUCUUCCUCAAUUGUGUUCACUUUGUUUGUAUUUGGAGCACUGACCUAUGUCGCAGUGAAGAGGGGUGACGAGGGAGAACGAAUACAGGGAAGAGGGCUCGGUCAUCGAUUAAUUCCAAAUGACGACGACGAAGAUGAACUCGAUGCUGUAAACGCAUCGCUGGAAAUGGAUCACAAUUUUGUAACACCAACAGUCGAGGAAGAGCAGAUGCAGUAUCCACCGCGUCCACAAUGGAUGGAGUAA